AUGGAAGUACUCAGCAUUGGAGUCAAAGGUCAUUGGGCAUACAUGCAAGUUGGCCAGAAGCAUGAAGAAGAAAAACAAGCUGUUCCAGUGGAGGGACCUUCUCUGAUCCCUAUAUACCUCAUUCUCUGGUCAGCUCUAAGAAAAUUGCAAAAA
Dovyalis caffra is the source of this 153-nucleotide messenger RNA. Lineage: Eukaryota; Viridiplantae; Streptophyta; Magnoliopsida; Malpighiales; Salicaceae. The record is from the annotation of a GenBank genome assembly.